AUGAAAAAUGUGACCACCGCCACCAACACUGAGAUGGAGGUUGAGACAGAUGCGGACUCUGAGUCUAUAGCUCAAGAGAACCGCGAGACGGCAGUACCCGCUAACCAGGUCGGUGACACAGUCGACAAAAUUCGGAAGACUUUCACACUGUCGAAAGGCAGUGCGGACAUAAGCAAAACACUGCAUAAGACUAUUACAGAAAUACUGCAGGAUGACGCUAAAAUCUUUAGUACAGGACCUGAAAAAGAUCUAGAGAUACGUGACAUUUGUGGCAGAACUGCAGAAGCGAUCAAAAUCCGUAAAACUUUUAGAGGCACACAGACUGCGUCGGUCACGCUGACAGCAGCAACAGCGCAGAAAGUAGUAGGAGAAUACGGCAAGAAAAGGAUCGGCUGGAAAAUCGUCACUGCACUGUUUCCACAGCAACACAGUUUCGAUUAUCAGUUAACGCCAUGCGAACUGGACGACGUUCCACCUGUCACUGAAGAAGAAUUGCUGGAUGCCUGUAAUCGUGUAGGAAAUAAUAAAGCGCCGGGAUUGGACGGAAUCCCUAAUAUAGCCUUGAAGAUCAUCAUAAAGGCAGCACCAACAUUAUUUCUAAAUGCUUACAAUGCAUGCCCCAAGGAGGGGAUUUUUCUUCGGAAGUGGAAACAGCAACGAUUGGUACUGUUACCUAAAGGGAAGAAACCACCAGAAGAACCGUCAUCUCACCUACCACUCUGCAUACUAGAUACAGCGGGUAAGAUAUUCGAGCGCAUAUUCCAUCAACGAAUAGAUACCGUAAUCGACCCACUCCUGGCAGACAACCAGUAUGGAUUCCGGAAAGGAUCCUCUGGUUGUUAA
Molecule: messenger RNA, 843 nt
Organism: Zeugodacus cucurbitae (melon fly)
Lineage: Eukaryota; Metazoa; Arthropoda; Insecta; Diptera; Tephritidae
Exons: 3
Coding region: 1-843 (280 amino acids)
Source: RefSeq, a predicted model, not a curated record